AUGCACUACCUGGGUCCAUCAGAUCGACGCCUUCUCCUCGGCAACGCAUCUUCCAGUCCUGGAGCCACAGCACCGAUACGACCAUCCUCAUUGACUGUUCAGACCCGGCACUUGGCACAUGAACUCAGCUCUAUCUCCAGGCUGAAGAUCGAGAAAGAGGCGUCCAAAACGUCACCUCGACUCCACAAGCUUGUCGCUCAUGCUUCAAUGUUCGACCAUGCGACGAGAUUCAUCCUAGCUCACAUUGAUGGCACCAACGCUGAGCUUGACUUACCGGACUCCGUGGCAGUCCAGGGAGUACGGGACGAAAAAGAGCAUGGAUGUGACCACAAGGCUCGACUUCAGCAUCACGACCAGGGUGGCGUGGAGACAUCCCAACCUUCCUUCGAGAUUAAGAAUCAGACGUCGUUCAAUGGCUAUGCACACCUAAAACCAAAGGAAGGCUGCGCUAUAGUUGUCAUCGAGGCUAUUGCCGACGAAGAAGACAACGACUUUGAAGAUACAGGAGAGGAGUCUAUUACCGACUCUGAUGAUGGGGACGACGGCCACUUCGACCGAGAGAUCUGCACUGACACUCCCAUUAACGGCGACUGGCGCAAAAUGCAGUCGGACUGGAAUUUCUGGGACGCCAGCUCGAAUGUGAUUCGUGAUCCCCACGAUGACGAUCUCCUUCUCUGGUCCCAGCAGCCGCGAGUUCUAUCUGCCAAGCAAGCUGAGACUCUGUUUUUCGAAGCGUUUGGCUGA
Cladophialophora yegresii CBS 114405 is the source of this 744-nucleotide messenger RNA. RefSeq lists its product as uncharacterized. The record is from RefSeq and is a predicted model, not a curated record. The transcript has a single exon. NCBI's taxonomy places the organism in Eukaryota, Fungi, Ascomycota, Eurotiomycetes, Chaetothyriales, Herpotrichiellaceae. The coding region runs from base 1 to 744 and encodes 247 amino acids.